Bemisia tabaci is the source of this 7833-nucleotide messenger RNA. RefSeq names its product carboxyl ester lipase-like protein Gli (gene Gli). The record is from RefSeq and is a predicted model, not a curated record. Lineage: Eukaryota; Metazoa; Arthropoda; Insecta; Hemiptera; Aleyrodidae.
UGUAGUAGUGAAAUAACCUCAACUCGAUUGUAAACAAUGCCAUCAAAAUGGCCGUUGUGUUCAAAAAGUUCGUACGAAUUGUAAAAUUAUGGUCUCUUGAUAGUGGUAGUUUGAGUGUUUCAAUGCAUCUAUUCGUGUUUUUAAGUGUUUGUUUGUCGAGUGUUUGUUGUCAGUAUUAUGGAGACAGAGGAAAUUAUUUCCCAGGGCAGUCAACAGAUGGUGAACCUCAGCACUUGCCCAAAACUUACAUUUACAACAGCAGAAGAUAUGGUCAGCCAGUUGCUCCUCCAGAACUCGGCUAUCCGCCAAAUCGUCCAUAUCAACCUAAUUUCGACCCAAACGCUCAAUUUCCCAGCCAAUAUCCAAACCAGUACAAUCCUAAUGUAAACAACCCUUAUUCGACCAACUUCGAUGAAACGUAUAAGUUAGGAGAGGAUUUUACCAACAAAUUGGCACAGUUACCAGGAGUAUUGGGUAUAUGGCGGCCAGAUCUGCAGGGCAAAAAGCGUCCAGGCUGGAAUGAGUUGGAAAGAGAUAUUAUUGUUGAAACCAACUAUGGUCAAAUUCAAGGAUUCAAGGUUUUUCUGUAUGAUAACCCUGACCCGAAAGAUGGCUACAGACCUGGAAUGACGCCAGUCGAACACAUCAAAGGAAACGUAUCUGUGUUUCUGGGUAUUCCUUAUGCAUUACCACCUAUCGGAGAUGGAAGAUUCAAGCCUCCCAGACCUCACCCGGUAUGGCAAGCAAUUCAAGCUGUUGAUUUUGGACCAGCGUGCCCCCAACAUAUAAAAUACACUGGUGCUUUCAAAGGUGUUCGUGCAGUCCAUGAAGAUUGCCUAUACUUGAAUGUUUAUUCACCGUAUACAAAAUCUGGUUUAGCACGGAAGUAUCCAGUAAUGUUUUACAUACAUGGUGGAGAUUUUUCCCAUGGAGCCUCAAAUCUAUUUCCUGCUCAUAUCUUGGCUGGUUUCUAUGAUGUCGUUGUGGUUACAUUCAACUACCGCCUUGGAGCUUUGGGAUUUUUAAGCACAGGAGAUGACAAUUCACCAGGUAAUUAUGGAAUCCUCGAUCAAGCCAUGGCCUUGCAAUGGGUGUACGACAACAUUGAGUUUUUCAAUGGUGACAAAAAUUCGAUCACAUUGUUUGGCCCUGAUGCAGGAGCCGCAUCUGCUGGUCUGCUCAUGGUGAAUCCUCGCACGCGACACAUGAUCUCUAAAGUCAUAGCUCAGAGUGGAUCAGCAACAGCUAGUUGGGCUUUAGUAAAUGAUCGCUGGAAAGCAUUGAAUACAAGUCGGAUAUUUGCCCAGCAUCUGGGAUGCUCGAUCGAGACAACAGGAAAAAUGCUGGAUUGUUUGAAGAAAGCCCGCAGUGCAGAUGAAAUCGGAGAUGGCUGGUUCAACGCAUCACAAGCUGGCUUGAUACCAUGGGGACCGGUUUUGGAUUUGAACAUAUCCGUACCUGCAGACUGGUGGUAUGAAGGUUGGAACAGCAAAGAUUGGCGAUUCACUAACUUCACUGCAGAACAAGAUAUUAAAGCAAAGAAUUUUAACCGAUAUAUUUCAUACAUGACAGGUGUUACUACCCAGGAAGCUGCCUACUUUCUUUUGGAUGAUGCAAACAGGCACCUGGCUCCAUAUUAUGAAAUCGAUCAAAAAUUCUUUGACCAAAAGCUACGUGAAUUGAUUCUUCAAUAUAAUUACACGCUGAAUCAAGAAGGGGUUUUUCAUGCCAUCAAAUUCAUGUACACCCAUAGGCCGGAUCCUGACAAUCCCUACUACAUCAGGGAGCAAUACAUAAAUAUGUUGUCAGACUUUCUCUUCAGAGCUCCUGUUGAUCACAUCGUAAAACUCCUCGUCAGUCAAGACGUUCCUACAUAUAUGUACGUCAUGAAUACAACGGUCGAAGCUUUGCGCCUGCCUGAAUGGAGGAAAUACCCUCACAACAUCGAACAUUACUUCCUCACUGGAGCACCCUUCAUGGACACAGAAUUUUUCCCUCCAAGCGCCCAUCUUGAAAGGAAUAUGUGGACCGACAAUGAUAGGAACAUGAGUCACUUUUUCAUGAAAGCUUAUUCAAACUUUGCAAAAUAUGGAAAUCCAACAUACGAGCAAAUUCUUGGAAUACAUUUUGAAAAAGCGACAGCUGGGCAAUUUAAGUACUUGAACCUCAACACGACGUUUAAUUCCACAAUAAUGUACAAUUAUCGGCAAACUGAGUCUGCAUUUUGGUGGGCAUACUUGCCGUACGUCAUUGGUACAUACGUCCCGACUUAUCCUCCAACUACUGAGUUCUUUUGGGAACCAAGAGCUCCACUGCAAAUCGCUUUUUGGAGUAUGUCAACACUUUGUCUAAUCUUACUUGUUGCUGUCGUCAUUUUCUGUAUGCUAUGGAGAAAUGUGAAAAGGACUAACACACCCUAUUACAGCUGUGAUGUUUCUUUGCGAGACGAAUCAGAAAUGAACUUUGGAAUCGAAAAUAGGAACCAUCGCAGCACAAGUAAUAUUUACGGUUACCGGGACAGCUCUGCUGGGAUGAAGCCCCGUACCCAAACAAAUACUUUAGACUCAAGAAAAACUUACUCAACGCCAUCACUGCGAACUGGAAGUAUAUCAUCUUUAAAGGAAGAAGAGGCAGGUUACGUAAGUACCAUUCCGACCGGUGAUGCCAAAGCCUCGCGCACACCACCUAUCAAGCGAUCGAAAAGCCGAACCAUUGAAAGUAAUGGUAUACCGCAGACUGAAGUUUAAGUAGUUUCAAAUUGUUUGUUUUCAAUCACUGCCAAUUUUGAUCAAAUUAUCAAGAACUUUCAUGAGGAAGUCUGAAAAGUCUUUUCUUCCUGAAUGUUCAUCCGGGUUACUGUAACUCAACCACAGUAUUCUCAAAGAUGAAAGAAUAAAUGGAAGUAACGUCUGGGCUUUUAAACUUGGGUCACAGUAUAUUAUUAUAUAUAGCUUAUGAAGGAAGACCGAAAGCUUUGUUUCUUUUUUUUCAAGUUUGAAACACCACCAUGUUAGUAAUAACAAGCCUACAAAUAUACAAUUGAAAGGAACAAGAAGUGCAAUGGUAUUCUUUAAGAAUCACCAGGAAAGCUCAUUACAAAAAAUAUCUAGCUCUUUUUGCGAUGGUAUGUUGGUUUUCCAAGAAUAUUUUUAAUCGUCCAGCGUGUCUGAAAUUGCGUAUUUUGUUGUGCCUUUUGAGAUAUUAAGGAAGCGCCUAGUGUAUUUGAAACAGUUUGAAGCUUUUGCUCAAAAAUAUUAAAGAAUAUUUGACUAGCAUUAAUAUGUAUGUGUGAAAUCACUGUACUGGUGAGUCAUCAGUGUGAUUCAAGAUCAGACAAUAAUGGGUAAACUUUUUGCUUGGAGCAAAUAAAUUGACAAGUAAUUUUAUGGGUCUCUUGCUAGUUUUACAGAAUGUUUUGACCGUUGAUUCUUAAAGAUAAAGGCUAAAACAAAGAUAUUGAUCGUAACGCCAAGUUGCUGAAAAACAAUAAAUAAUAUGGACUUUCAUAAAGCACAACGGAUGAAGUCCUGCAUGUUAGUUUAGGGUAUCUAUGAGUCCAGAAUAACAGGAAUCGUCAGGACUUUUCAUCAGGCCAGGAAAAAGUUGGGAAAUUUUAUGAAAAAUAUUGGAAAUUUGAGUAAUCUUGAAACUUGGAAUCUGAAAAAAUAUUAGUGUUGUCAAUCUGAGUCUCAUUCUGUUCUAAGGUUAAACCAAUUUUAAGGGUCAUUGUAGGCUCUGACUCUAAUUCCUGCCCUGACUACAUAGCACUUAAUAUGACAAUGCCUUUUUUAGCCAAUCUUCAAUAUCAAAACCUAAUUCUGUGGUGCGUGCGAUUGAGCCAUAAAAUGAUGCUUAUUUGUUUUGAGCUCUUUCCAAGAUGUCUCUGACUAUUUCAAAGCAAAAGACCGCUUUUUAAUGAUAAUUAUGUUACUACCUUAUUGCAUUAAAUUUAAGUAUUCUACUCAUUAGAUACCAAUGUUUACAAUUUUAUUGCCUUAUAAUUUAUUAAAUGGAACAAUUCAGUGCUCUGUUGUUAUUUAUUGCAGUGGUUGUUAACGGUUGCAAUAAUUAUUGUUCUGAAUUUUUUUUUAGAACUAUUUUUCACAGUUUGCCUUUUUCUUUUUUUCUUAGCCAAAUACCAGCCAAUACUUUUGUAUUGUAAUCAGUAGUUUUUCUAAUAUUCUACCCAGAAAAUACCUGAAUUGAGGAGCUUUUCAGAAAAAGGGCCCAAAUUGAAAAAUCGCCCCCUGAGAAAAAUUCAUUUGAAAUUAUUAUUAUUAAUUUCUAGCCACUGAUGAUUACUUACAUUGGAACUUUGCCUCUUACAUUCAAAGUUUUUACACUUUAGAACGAAAAACGACCAUUGGUAAAACUUCAAAUACAUUUUUCUCAAAAUGUGAUUUUUUACACAGGAUCCUUCUCCAGAAAACUCCUCAAUUGCUGUUUUGUCCUUUUAUUAAUAAAUAACGAUAGCCGCUAAAAUAUUUAGUAAAGUUGGAUAAUUUAUUCAGUAAAUCUUUUAAAAAUCGUGCAAUACUUCAUUUGUUAUUAUCAUCUCAUAACAGGAUUACACUUUUAAAAUCCGUCCUACUUUACUUACGCACAUUUUUUACUCUAUUACUUUUGAUUCAUGUGUUCAUUUUUUCGCUGCUUGGUAUGAUGAAUGUUUUAAAAAGUUAAUGUUUUUAUAUUGGUCCAGAACAUAAUUAAAAAUCAGUAUAGCAUUUUUAUUUUUUUCCGAAGUGCUCGCCCAUUGCAAUGACUGUGGCGUUUUUGUAUUGUUCUUUUUCAUUGUGCCUCAUACAAUUAGUCAGUCUAAUAGUCAAACUUCAAAAACAAAAAAUAAGCCCUACUUUAUUAUUGUAAAGUAACAAGACAAGUGAGAAUGAAGACACACCAACUCAGGAAAAUGAAAAUGCUGAGGAAGCAAAAAAACUGCAUGGUAGGUGAGGAAGUCGAAAAAAGUUUUGUGUGCCGCUGUUCCGAGCAUUUCUGAUAGCUGUUUUCCGAAGUAUCUGUUGCAUGUGGAUGUGUCUAUCCAUAUGAUUUACAAAACUGUAAAAAAGUGGAAAUUGAAAAAAAAAAAAAACCAGAGUUGAUGCGUUUUCAUCCUCACUAAUUCAAUAACUGCAAUCAUCAAAAUGCACCCAGACAGGGAUUGAACCACUAACCUAUCGAGGGUCUCUUUAUUUUAUGUCUCUUUUUUUAUAUUUUAUCGAAAAAAGCACAAAAAAUAUGACUUUCAAUUUUGCUUUGUAAAAGCACUAUGUAGUCUCUUUUUUUUUCAUUGAUGGUUUAUUUGUGAUCAUGUUUUGUAAAUGUCUGAGCCUUCAGUUUUAUACUCCUCAAAUUUAUAUGUGUCCAAAAGAGAUUUUUGUAAACUAGGUUUCUCACUGUCUCUUUGUGAUUUGAAAGGUUUCUCUGAACAUUUUAAGCGCACCAAUUUUUUUACCUUAUUUUUAUUUCUUGACGUAUCGCUCUGUAAAUAGUGUAAAUUUUGUAUAAUACCGAUUCAACCAUAGUUUUUCUGUUUUUAAAACAUACAUGGAAAAAUUUUUCACCUGGAUUGUACUUCAAAACUUGUAUUUUCAGCUAAAAUAGGGUACAUCAGUGUCAAGCAAAAGUGCAAUAGCAUUACUUUAGUCUUAAAGAGUUGCAAGAAAAGAACAUUGUUUUCAGAUUCAAAAUCUUGCAUCAUGCAAUCUUAUAAUUGUGCAUGAAACUUUGCAACUUACGUAUUAAAAUGCCAUGUUUUUAAAGUACAAUUGAAUGCCGCAAAGGGAACAGAAUAGCUCCAACCGUCUGGUUUUGAAAAAAUGUGUGUCUGCUGCAGAAAUUUCAUUCCCAGUUUCAAGUAGUGUCCAAAAAGCCAAUAUAGAUAGAUUCUGUUCACUGAAAAGCGUCCAAUAUGGGGUCCAAUAUAGUGAUGCAAAAACUUUUAAGUUAACUGUGUUCAAAGGAGCACUUCUAAAAAUUUCAAUUGCCUUACGUUAUAUUAAAUGAUUUACGUAAAAAAGUGAGUUGUAAGUGUAAGCUCCCUACUUGAAGUGAGAUAAUAACCGGUAAAUAUUAACUAAGAAAAUUUUCAGUUUGAAACUUAAUUUCACCAGUAUCUUAAUUGUGUAUUGGAAAAAAUUUAUAUUAAAGUACAUGAGAAUCUAAAACCUUAAUCAAUGAAUUUUUAUUUCUAUGAAUGUGGUGCGCUGCUUUCAGAUCCGUCUAUUUUUAAAAAAAGACAAAUAAUUUUCUGAAAUUAUUUAUUGUAUGUUGAUUGAGUGAGUGCUAGAAUUAGGCACUUUAGUAACCUUUCCUUUUUUAGAUGUUUUCUUAGCUUAGCUGAAACCUAAAUCCUCAAGUCAAUAGCCAUUUUGAUUUACAUCGGGAAAUUUUACUGACAGUUUGGUACUUUAAAGCGUUGAAAUUACCUAGAGCUGCAUGAAUUAAUUUGUUGUCUCCUGUACGAAGAAUUGUAUCUUGUUUGCUCUGAACAUUGAUGAAUUAGAUUAAUAAUGAAAAAUGGAGCACUUAUUCCCCUUAACCGUUUAUAAUCAGUUGCACUGUUUAUUUACAGUAAUACUUCUUAUUUUUGUAUUAUUUACUGUGAUGUUAUUGUGUUUUUUUCUCUUCUUUUAAAAUAUUGUGAUAAUCACGCCGUCCAUUUUCAUAUUUUCCGCAUCCUGCCUAUCAUUGUGUUACAUUCUCAUUUUGUACUUUUGUAUCGACUUCUCAAGUCUUCAUUUCUGUUUCUUUGUUACAAACUUUUAAAUAUUUUAUUUUACUUUUGCAACCGAAGUAUUUGUAUAGUAUUCUUGUUUCUAAUUUUAUUGAGUUUCUUUUUGCUUUUAAAAAUAGUAAUGCAAUCAGAAACACUCUGAAUUUUAAAUGUCUAUGAUCUCGUUGUCAGGAAAUUAAUAGGUCUCCUUCCUUCUCCUCUCUGUAUCAUUCCGAAGUAUAAAAUUUUCUGUAACCAUUUUUAAAAGAUUGCAAAUAACUUUAUUUUUUCUAAUGCAACAGAGUUCUAUAAAACGAUCCUUCAUCCCUGAAAUUAUAUUCUGUUACUCCAGCACACCCAGCAUAAUAUAGAAAGUAUAUUCCCAUCUCUGUGGAUGGUUCUCUUCAAAGAGCUGUCGUUUGUUUGUUUUUCCACCAUUCUUUCUUUUUGCCAUCUUGCUCUGCAUUUAGACCAUAAGUCAACAAAAAAGUUAUUAUAGCUUUUCUCCUUCGUUGAUACCAUCUGAUCUGAAUAUUCAAAGGCUCCUGUCAUUUCGUGUUAAUGAACAGAAAUCAAGUUACUGUCUACAUUGUUGUCAAAUUCAUCAAAAACCUUUUGUCUGAUCAAAUUAUAAGGAGUUAUUAAUCUGUAUUGAAAAAGAAUUUUUGCUUAUUGUCAUAGAGUUUAUUUCCUAAAGUUGAAGAGGAAAUAUUUCUCUCUUAUCAAUGUUGCAUCAAGUUAUUCUUAAAAAAACCUACGUGCAAGUUUUGAUAUGUUUAAUGAAAGAGGAAAUUUACCCUCCGUAGAUAUUAGCUCUCGCUAAAUCAAAGGCAAGAUUGCAGAUUGCAGAAUGGCAUCAAAGUGCGUUUGGGCAUCUUUAUGUGUAAAAAGUGCAGUUGUAUGUCAGUAUUCAGCGAUUCAUUUAAUUGUUAAACAAUUAUUAUUUAUUUCUCUCUUUUUACAUAUUUUUCUUUCUUUUUUGUGCCUGUGUGAAGGAAAAAACGAAAGUGCAUUAAUAUUACAACAUCGCUGUAAGUACUGUUUCUCUUAAGUUUAAGUUUGUGCCUUUUAUAAUUAAAUGUAAUUUUUAAUUUUUAAUAAACAAUAAGCAUUCACUGCCA